Rotaria sp. Silwood2 is the source of this 306-nucleotide messenger RNA. NCBI's taxonomy places the organism in Eukaryota, Metazoa, Rotifera, Eurotatoria, Philodinida, Philodinidae. The record is from the annotation of a GenBank genome assembly.
AUGCAAUAUCAAGGUUCAUCAUCUAAUAUGGCUGCUAUAGCAGAGUUUGGCUUUAACAAUAAUUAUAACAUGAUUCAAAUUGGAUGGAUAUGUCAACCAGUAAGAGCAGUAGUUGGAAGUCAAAAGAGAAAUGUGGUGUCAGAAUCUAGUGUACGAUGGUAUACAUCAAUGGUAGUUCAAUAUACUGGUAUCAAAGAAGAAGGUCAAAAAGGGGAUAGUGUCGUUACACUUGAAUUUUCAAAUGAGAAAUUACUGGCUAAAUCACAAUACGGAUGGUCAUUAUAUUCAAAUCGAGGAUCAUCCUGA